Messenger RNA from Mugil cephalus (flathead mullet), 7032 nucleotides. RefSeq names its product ADP-ribosylation factor guanine nucleotide-exchange factor 2 (brefeldin A-inhibited) (gene arfgef2). The record is from RefSeq and is a predicted model, not a curated record. Bases 151 to 5739 code for a protein of 1862 amino acids. The transcript has 39 exons. Gene Ontology annotation, biological process: regulation of ARF protein signal transduction. Lineage: Eukaryota; Metazoa; Chordata; Actinopteri; Mugiliformes; Mugilidae. Gene Ontology annotation, molecular function: guanyl-nucleotide exchange factor activity.
GUGACGUGUAACCAACAUGGCGGCGCCGUGCUGAGGUAGCAGCAGCUCUAGCCUGGCUUUCGUUAGCUUCCAUCCGUCAUCCUGCUUAACAUUUGCGGGGCCAGGCCGGAGAUGACGGCCUGAGAGAGGAUCGUUGACCAGACCCGAGAGAUGCAGCAGCAACAACAACAACAACAGCAACAACCGCAGCAACAUCAGCGGCUCCCGACGCCACAGCAGCAGUCCAAGGCAGAAAAGGGGAAAACUAAGAGCAUGUUUCUGUCCAGGGCGCUGGAGAAAAUCCUCUCGGAUAAGGAGGUGAAGAGGAGCCAGCACAGCCAGCUGCGCAUUGCCUGUCAGGUGGCACUCGAUGAAAUCAAAGAAGAGCUGGAGAAACAAAAGGACGGUACAGUCGUCCCGCCCAGAGCCAACUACAUCGAGGCCGACAAAUAUGUGCUGCCGUUUGAGUUGGCCUGUCACUCCAAGUCCCCCCGGAUAGUUAGCACCUCUCUGGAUUGUCUGCAGAAGCUGAUCGCGUACGGCCACAUCACAGGAAACGCCCCUGACGGCAGAACUCCGGGCAAGAGGCUGAUCGACCGGCUGGUGGAAACCAUCUGCGCCUGCUUCCAGGGCCCGCAGACCGACGAGGGAGUCCAGCUCCAGAUCAUCAAGGCCCUGCUGACGGCGGUGACCUCCCCGCACAUAGAGAUUCACGAGGGAACGGUUCUCCUCACCGUCAGGACCUGCUACAACAUCUACCUGGCCAGUCGCAACCUCAUCAACCAGACCACCGCCAAGGCCACGCUCACGCAGAUGCUCAAUGUGAUCUUCACACGCAUGGAAAACCAGGCUGCUCUGGAGGCUCAGGAGCAGGAGAAGGACCGACUCCGUCUGCCUCAACAGAACCCGUCCCCGGUCCCGAGCAGCCGGAGGUCCGGCGGCUCGCCCCGGUCCGACCGAACGCCUACUCCGGACCCCCAGAGCUCCCCGUCCCCGGCGGCCAGUACACCAGACCUCACCAACGCCACCAGCUCCACGCCCCCACCACCGGCUCCAGACCAGGACCAGGACCAGGACCAGGACCAGGACCAGGACCCGGACCAGGCACCGGACGCAUCAUCAAUGAACGGAGAAGCCGAGGGCAGCAACACACCAACGAGAGAUUCAGUUUUUGAAGACGAGGCUGCAGAGACGUGUCACACAGCAGCGCAGCAAACUGAAGAAGGCGACAAACCAGAGACCAGUUCAAACCCAGCACAGACUGAAGCAGAGGACACAGAACAACAGCCGGCGCAAACUCACAGUGGAACAGGAGGCGAGCCCCCGGUCCACCCUGUUACCGAGCAGACAGAAGUAGCCCCCCCGCGAGCCAGGACGGAGGGGGGUCAGCAGUUGAACGGCAUCAUCGAGGACCGCUCUUCUGUUUCCUCCAGCGACAUGCUGGAUGCCGAGGCCCUGCAGGGACCCCACAACGCUGCCCGGUUCUCUCACAUCCUGCAGAAAGACGCCUUCUUGGUUUUCCGCUCUCUGUGCAAACUCUCCAUGAAGCCACUCGCCGAUGGACCUCCAGACCCGAAAUCUCACGAGUUGCGGUCAAAGAUCGUCUCUCUGCAGCUGCUGCUCUCCGUGCUGCAGGGUGCAGGGCCGGUGUUUCGCACCCACGAGAUGUUUGUGAACGCCAUCAAGCAGUAUCUGUGCGUGGCCUUGUCCAAAAACGGGGUCUCCUCUGUGCCUGAGGUCUUUGAGCUCUCGCUGGCCAUUUUCCUCACGCUGCUCUCCCACUUCAAGGUCCACCUGAAGAUGCAGAUUGAGGUGUUUUUCCGGGAGAUCUUUUUGACCAUCCUGGAGACGUCGACGAGCUCCUUUGAGCACAAAUGGAUGGUUAUCCAGACACUGACACGCAUUUGUGCAGAUGCCCAAUGUGUGGUUGACAUCUACGUAAACUACGACUGUGACCUAAAUGCCGCCAACAUUUUUGAGCGCCUCGUCAAUGACCUGUCUAAGAUCGCUCAGGGCCGGAGCGGCCAGGAGCUCGGGAUGACUCCUCUGCAGGAGCUGAGUCUGCGCAAAAAGGGUUUGGAGUGUCUGGUGUCCAUCCUCAAAUGUAUGGUGGAGUGGAGCAAAGACAUGUACGUCAAUCCGAACCUUCAAGCGAACCUGGGCCAGGAGCAUCCUUCGGACAAUGAGGGAGCGGAGCUGAAGCUCCCGGAGCCGAUGUCCGGACGUCGAGACAGCGUCAGCUCCCUGGACUCCACCGUGUCCUCCAGCGUCCCACCGUCCCAGGCAGAUCACCCGGAGCAGUACGAGGUCAUCAAACAGCAGAAGGACAUCAUUGAGCACGGCAUUGAACUCUUCAACAAGAAGCCGAAGCGCGGCAUCCAGUACCUGCAGGACCAGGGGAUGCUGGGCGCCUCGGUGGAGGAUAUCGCUCAGUUCCUGCACCAGGAGGACAGACUUGACACAACGCAGGUCGGCGAGUACCUGGGCGAGAACCUCAAGUUCAACAAGGAGGUGAUGUACAGCUACGUGGACCAGCUGGACUUUUGCGGGAGGGACUUUGUCUCGGCUCUGAGGGCGUUCCUGGAGGGCUUCAGGCUUCCUGGGGAGGCCCAGAAGAUCGACAGGCUGAUGGAGAAGUUUGCUGCUCGGUACCUGGAGUGCAACCAGGGACAGACGUUGUUUGCUAGCGCAGACACUGCCUACGUGCUGGCGUACUCCAUCAUCAUGCUCACCACAGACCUGCACAGUCCUCAGGUGAAGAACAAAAUGACGAAGGAGCAGUACAUCAAGAUGAACCGCGGCAUCAACGACAGCAAGGACCUGCCCGAGGAGUAUCUGUCCUCGAUAUACGACGAGAUCGCGGGCAAGAAGAUCGCCAUGAAGGAGAGCAAAGAGUUUUCUAUCACCCCGAAGUCCUCCAAGCAGAAUGUAGCCAGCGAGAAGCAGCGUCGCCUCUUGUACAACGUGGAAAUGGAGCAGAUGGCGAAGACGGCCAAAGCUCUGAUGGAGGCGGUGAGCCACGCUCAGGCGCCCUUCUUCAGCGCCACGCACCUGGAGCACGUCAGGCCCAUGUUCAAGCUGGCGUGGACUCCACUGCUGGCAGCGUUCAGCGUGGGGCUGCAGGACUGCGACGACCCGGAGGUGGCCUCGCUGUGUCUGGAGGGCAUUCGAUGCGCCAUCAGGAUCGCCUGCAUCUUCAGCAUGCAGCUGGAGCGAGAUGCGUAUGUUCAAGCUCUGGCGCGGUUCACCCUCCUGACGGCCAGUUCCAGCAUCACGGAGAUGAAGCAGAAGAACAUCGACACCAUUAAGACCCUCAUCACUGUGGCCCACACUGAUGGAAACUACCUGGGCAACUCCUGGCACGAGAUCCUGAGGUGCAUCAGUCAGCUGGAGCUCGCCCAGUUGAUCGGCACCGGUGUGAAGACACGCUACAUCUCAGGGGUGGUCCGGGACAGGGACACGGGCAUCAGAGGUUUACCCUCCGGCACAGAGGAGUUCAUGCCCCUGGGACUCGGUAACCUGGUGGGAAGUCAGGACAAGAGGCAGAUGGCUCAUAUCCAGGAGUCGGUGGGAGAAACCAGCUCUCAGAGUGUGGUGGUAGCUGUGGACAGGAUCUUCACCGGUUCCACCAGACUAGACGGAAACGCAAUCGUGGACUUUGUGCGCUUGCUGUGCGCGGUGUCCAUGGACGAGCUGGCCUCGACGCACCAGCCGAGGAUGUUCAGCCUGCAGAAGAUCGUGGAAAUAUCCUAUUACAACAUGAACCGCAUCAGGCUGCAGUGGUCUCGCAUCUGGCAGGUCAUAGGAGACCACUUCAACAAGGUGGGCUGUAACCCCAACGAGGACGUCGCCAUCUUCGCCGUGGAUUCGCUGAGGCAGCUCUCCAUGAAGUUCCUGGAGAAAGGGGAGCUGGCCAACUUCCGCUUCCAGAAAGACUUCCUGCGGCCCUUUGAACACAUCAUGAAGAAGAACAGGUCGCCCACUAUCAGAGACAUGGUGAUCAGGUGCGUGGCUCAGAUGGUGAACUCCCAGGCGGCCAACAUCCGCUCGGGCUGGAAGAACAUCUUCUCGGUGUUUCACCAGGCCGCCUCCGACCACGAUGAGACCAUAGUGGAGCUGGCCUUCCAGACCACGGGGCACAUAGUCAUGAACACCUUCAAGGAGCACUUUGCGGCCGCUAUCGAUUCCUUCCAGGACGCCGUCAAGUGUCUGUCGGAGUUCGUGUGCAACGCAGCUUUUCCCGACACCAGCAUGGAGGCGAUCAGGCUCAUCCGACACUGCGCGAAAUACGUCUCUGAAAGGCCCCAGGCUCUGAGGGAAUACACCAGCGACGACAUGAAUGUUGCCCCCGGCGAUCGGGUUUGGGUCCGCGGCUGGUUUCCCAUCCUGUUCGAGCUUUCCUGUAUCAUCAACCGCUGCAAACUGGACGUCCGCACCAGAGGUCUCACCGUCAUGUUCGAGAUCAUGAAGAGUUACGGCCACACCUUCGAGAAGCACUGGUGGCACGACCUCUUCAGGAUCGUCUUCCGCAUCUUCGACAACAUGAAGCUCCCUGAGCAGCAGACGGAGAAAACCGAGUGGAUGACGACGACGUGCAACCACGCGCUUUACGCCAUCUGUGACGUGUUCACCCAGUUUUAUGAGCCCCUCAGUGAGAUACUGCUGGCCGACAUCUUCACACAGCUACAGUGGUGUGUCAGGCAAGAUAACGAACAGCUGGCUCGGUCGGGGACCAACUGCCUGGAGAACCUGGUGAUUCUGAACAGGGAGAAGUUCAGCCCCGACGUCUGGAACAUCACCUGCUCCUGCAUGCUGGAGAUCUUCCAAAACACCAGCCCUCACGCUUUGUUGACUUGGCGACCGGCUGGACAGGAUGAGGAAGCUGCUGAUGGCAAGCAUUUUGAUGCUGAUUUCGACAGCCAGUCCCAGAGCAGCUACGACAGAGCUUUAUCCGAGAGAGGACACAGUCAGAUGUCCAGCGAUGACACCUGGAAGGGAAAGUCUAAUGCUAGAGUUUCAGAUCAGAAGCUGUUUGCGGGUCUGCUCAUUAAAUGCGUGGUGCAGCUGGAGCUGAUCCAGACCGUAGACAACAUCGUCUUCUUUCCAUCGACCAGCAAGAAGGAGGACGCCGAGAACAUGGCGGCAGCACAGCGAGACGCUCUGGAGGAGUCGGAGGCGGACGGGGGCGACUCCGGUCCGGACCAGGGGAUGUACAGGAACAUGACGUCGGCGCAUCUCUUCAAGCUGCUCGACUGUCUCCUGGAGUCCCACACCUUCGCCAAGGACUUCAACUCCAACAACGAGCAGAGGACGGCGCUCUGGAGGGCAGGAUUUAAAGGGAAGUCCAAGCCCAACCUGCUGAAGCAGGAGACCAGCAGCCUGGCCUGCAGCCUGAGGAUCCUGUUCAGGAUGUACUCGGACCCGAAGCUGCAGGACUCGUGGCCUGACAUCCAGACACGCCUGCUGCUGGUUUGCAGUGAAGCUCUGGGCUACUUCAUCGGUCUGACCUCAGAAAGUCACCGAGAGGCUUGGAACAGCCUCCUGAUGCUGCUGCUCACCAGGACACUACGGCUGCCCGACGACAAGUUCCAGCCCCACGCUUCCUGCUACUACCCCCACCUGUGUGAAAUGAUGCAGUUCGACCUGAUCCCGGAGCUGAGGGCCGUCCUGCGACGCUUCUUCCUUCGCAUCGGCUCCGUCUUCCGCAUCGCCGUCCUGGAAGGAGGCGCCCCCUCCUCCCGGACUCCCUCCUCGUCCUAGAACGAACGGGCGUACGGUGGAAAAGGCAUAUGAAAGUAGACGUACACCAGAUCUUUCUUUCUUCUCCUCCUCCUCCUCCUCCUCCUCCUCGUAUGGACUAGAUCGAGACGAGAAAGUGACUGUAGCUUUUUCAGGACUCUGCGUUUAAGUGUUCGGCUUUUUCUACUGCGCUCAGCUCGUAGAGAAACUUCUCCUCUCCCUCUGUUUGUUUUGGGGAUGAACAGCACUGUGACAUCACCCCGACCCCCCCACCCCAUCCCCACCCCACCCCCAACCUACCGCCUCUAAAUGAUCAGAAAAAAUCUGUAAACUAAUAAUUUAUUGAAAUGGUUGCAAACCCCCGUUACCUGAUUUGGACGGUUUGUUUCUCUGUUUUUUUCUUUUCCAUCAUCUUCGCCCUCGUGGAAAUCUUCUUUUUUUUUAUUAUUUUUUUGUUUAUUCCUCCUUCUCGGGGGCCACCUGUGCCUGUUAAAAAGAAAAUGGCCACCUAUUCAAAACGUGCUCCCGGCCCCGAAGCAUUACUCGUGAUGAUUCACGGUUUAUAAUACAGCUGCAGGUUGAAAACCAGUUCCUGAGAACACUAUCGGAAAAAAAAACCUGACGUCGUCCUGUCGUGUUCAUCGUCUCCUGCCUGUCCGUGAGAUUUUACCUAUUUAUUUUUUUUUUUGCUCUCAUCUGUUUUAUGGCUCGUGUUCCUGCAUAAAAUAAUUGCUGGUUUACAAUGAAAGGCUGGUUGAAAAGCAUUCCUGUGCAACUCAGAAAUACAAAAAAAAAAACAAAAAACAAAAACAGAGCCGUCUGGAUGGGGUUCUUCUGUAUUAACACCACUCAGUGUUGACUCGGUUCCACCGUCUCGUUUCGGGGGGAAACUGCGAAACCAAAACAUCCCACAGAGAGACUGGAUCCUUCCUCGGUUAUUCCAUCCCUUUUUUUUUUCGUUUGUUUGUUUGUUUGUUUGUUUUCUGUUUUAAAAGAAGGAUGUAUGUAAUUAUUUAAAGUGCAUUUAAAUAUUUUUUGAAGAGCAUUCUCUUUUUUUUUUUUCUUUUCUUUCCUUGCAACUAUGGAUGUCUACUCUUCUUCCCUAAAUCUAGGGAAUAUAUAAAUAUAUAUAAAUAUAAAUAUAUAUAUAUAUGAAUAUAUAUAUAUAGUAAAUGAACGAAAAAAAAAAUGCAGAAUGUAAAGUUUUCAAUGUAAGAUAAAUAGAAAUGAAAGUGCGGUUCUAUACAUAAUAUGUGAUGUAAUCUUCCGAGCAUUUGGUGAAGUAAUCAAUAAAUCUGAAUUCUGAUCCACUGA